Messenger RNA from Siniperca chuatsi (mandarin fish), 504 nucleotides. RefSeq names its product ubiquitin-60S ribosomal protein L40. Gene Ontology annotation, cellular component: nucleus; cytoplasm; ribosome. Lineage: Eukaryota; Metazoa; Chordata; Actinopteri; Centrarchiformes; Sinipercidae. Gene Ontology annotation, biological process: protein ubiquitination; translation; modification-dependent protein catabolic process. Gene Ontology annotation, molecular function: ubiquitin protein ligase binding; structural constituent of ribosome; protein tag activity. Bases 58 to 444 code for a protein of 128 amino acids. The record is from RefSeq and is a predicted model, not a curated record. The transcript is spliced from 5 exons.
CGUCAGCCUCUUCCGCUCUCUUUUCGUUGAGGCUCAGCUAGCGGCCGGCCUGCAAACAUGCAGAUCUUCGUGAAGACGUUGACGGGGAAGACCAUCACCCUUGAGGUUGAGCCCAGCGACACUAUCGAAAAUGUCAAGGCAAAGAUCCAGGACAAGGAAGGAAUUCCUCCUGAUCAGCAGCGUCUGAUCUUCGCUGGCAAACAGCUGGAGGAUGGACGCACACUGUCUGACUACAACAUCCAGAAAGAAUCCACUCUGCAUCUGGUUCUACGUCUGCGUGGUGGCAUCAUUGAGCCUUCACUCAGACAGCUGGCCCAGAAAUACAACUGCGACAAGAUGAUCUGCCGCAAGUGCUAUGCACGUCUGCACCCCCGUGCUGUCAACUGCCGCAAGAAGAAGUGUGGACAUACCAACAACCUUCGCCCCAAAAAGAAGCUGAAGUAGACAUUUUGACUGAAUUGGCGCUCAGUGCCAUUUUGUGUUAAAAUAAAUGUAAGAAAAUGG